GAUUUCUCCGUCUCACAUCACCAACUCUUGGACAACCCGGCUUAAAUCCGUCAAGCUUUGUGCGCAGGAAAAAUGACAGAACCUGAGCGCCGGCGCCGGCGACCUGCGGUAUCAUGUACGAGUUGCAGGAAGCGUAAGGUUCGAUGCAACAGAGAACAGCCAUGCAAUCACUGUACCAAAUCAAAGACCGAUUGCAGAUACGAAGGCCACCCAGCACUAGCACAACGCCAAUCCACGCUAUCAAGCGAUACCUCCCUUCCCACUACUGCCAUUGCUGGAGUAUCAAAUGCUUCUACGCCAUUGAUGCGCAGUAGUUCGGGGGCUUCAAGUGAUCAAGUUUCUAUACUCGAACUUCAAUCCCUGAAGGAGAAGAUCAAACAGCUUGAACAACAGAUUUCUCGAGGUUCCUCGGCAGUGGCCCCGUCUCCAGCUCCUAGCUCAUCCCACGCAGAAAUACUAGAUAUUGGACCUAUUGGAUGUUUCACAGUGCAUGGAAGCUCUGUCUUCGGACAUCCUCAAUGGCUUCCUCGUAGUAUUACACAUAAGACGCGUCUCUAUGGGCAAAGUCACUGGAUCCAUACGGCCGCUUUAUUCAAGGAUGUACUCGAAAGAUUUGAGCCGGCCACGCGCGAUGAAUCUUCUAAAGGGAUAUCCGGAUUGCGAAAGUGCAAGUCGUUGGCCACAGUCAUCAAAGCACAGAGAACUCCGCCAUGGCCGUUGCCGCCCACGACUACCCUACCAACAAAGGAGGUUGCCGAUGAGUUGAUCGAAUCCUAUCUCCGUACGAUAGAAAGGGUUUACCGGAUUCUUCACAUUCCUCUAUUCCGCGCUGAUUAUGAAAAGCUCUGGGUUCCUGAUACCCAGUAUGAUAUCGCUUUCCUUGUCCAAGUAAAGUUGGUACUGGCUCUGGGCGCAAUAUUCUACGAUGAUACAUUCUCAUUACGCGAAACGGCACUACGGUGGAUAUACGAGGCGCAAACUUGGCUCUCAGAGCCGGAGUUCAAAUCAAGACUUGGCCUUCAAUACUUGCAAACACAUUUGCUACAUUUACUCGCGCGGGAAUUCGUUAACGUUGGGGGAGACUACACAUGGGUUUCUGCUGGUUCCGUGCUCAGAAUUGCCACCUAUAUGGGCUUGAACCGUGACCCUGCCCAGAUACCGAGUAGGACGAGACUUUGUUGUGAGAUGCGCCGAAGGUUGUGGAACACAAUCCUUGAGUUGGCGUUGCAAUCAAGUCUGAUGCUCGGAGCGCCACCCUUGAUUACCACAAAUGACUUCGAUACUCAACCUCCGGGUAAUUUUGAUGACGAGGAUCUGCUGGAAUCUGAGAAACCAGCACCAAAGUCGGAGACAGAGUACACCCAAACCUCUAUGGCUAUUGCAUUGAGAAAAUCUUUCCAGACAAGACUGUCCAUAGCCAAAUUCUUGAACGACUUGAACCCGAAUCCCACAUACCAGGAAGCUCUUCGGCUGCAUUCAGAGCUUCACCAAGAACUGAAAGAUCUACGACGCACGCUGUCAAAGUAUAAGCCGGGUUCCACUUCGAAACAAUCGAUAUUUGAGGUCAAUACAGUCGACUACCUGAUGAAUCGUUAUCUCUCAUCUGUACAUACUCCAUACUUAGGCUAUGCAAUGCAGGAGGCGAGCUAUGCGUUCUCGAGAAAAGCUGCGGUCGAGUCAGCACUCAGGAUACUUUACGCGGGAGGGUCAAUAACGCAGAGUGCGUCCCAAACAGCCAACUACCACCAACAAAAGCCCGAGCUGAAUGAUCUACCGCGGUUAAUUUGUCGCGGUUCUGGUUUCUUCCGCACCAUCACGAUUCAAGCACUAUUAGUAAUCGUGGUCGAAGUACGAGCUCAAUUGCAGGAGGAAGAAGGUUUAGGUUCAAUGCCAAUUCGACCAGAUCUGAUUUCAGCCGUGGAAGAACUACGAGUGUGGAACCUCAAAUCCAUUAAAGCUGGAGAAACAAACAUCAAAGGACAUCUUUUUGCAAACAUGAUUGUGGCUCAAAUUGACGGGCUUAGGCAAAGGUUGGACGAGAAUGAGAUGACACAACUGAUCAUAGCAAAAGCUGAAGAAUCGAUUGAUACUUGCUUGUCGAUAUUAGAGGAACUAGCUGCGCAGGGCAGCCCGCAGAAGUCCUCAAGCACAGUAAGCUCAUGGGGAAAUACGAACCCAAUGGAUGAUUGGGAUCUCAUGACAUUAGACGGCCCUUUACCUUUUGAUCUCGAAGACCCAAUGAACUGGUCAAUAGAUGAUACUAUCAUGGAGAAAGCACCGUUCUGGUAA
Molecule: messenger RNA, 2289 nt
Organism: Aaosphaeria arxii CBS 175.79
Lineage: Eukaryota; Fungi; Ascomycota; Dothideomycetes; Pleosporales
Exons: 4
Coding region: 73-2289 (738 amino acids)
Biological process (GO): regulation of transcription by RNA polymerase II; DNA-templated transcription
Cellular component (GO): nucleus
Molecular function (GO): RNA polymerase II cis-regulatory region sequence-specific DNA binding; zinc ion binding; DNA-binding transcription activator activity, RNA polymerase II-specific
Source: RefSeq, a predicted model, not a curated record